GGAAAAGAUCAUGACAUUUGUGAAGAAUGAACUGCAAAGAUUUAAAAGGAUUCUUAGUCCAGAUUACCAAGAAGACUUAAAGAGAAAAGAUGAGGAUGAGACUGAUGCCAGAGAAGGAGCUCUCAAGAUGGCACUACACUUCCUAUGGGAGAUGGAGAGAACAGAUCUUGCUGAUAAGCUGAAAGACCGUAAGAAUUCUUCACUAUAUGAGCUGGAUGUUCUUUGUCGGGCUGAACUGAAAAGACAUCUCAAGAACAAGUACCAGAAUGUGUUUGAAGGAAUACCCAUGCAAGGAAGCUCUGCCCUGCUAGAAAAGAUCUACACAGAGGUGUGCAUCAUAGAGGGAGGAAGUGGGAAAGUAAAUGAGGAACAUGAAGUCAGGAGGAUUGAGUCCAUAUCAAAAAGUCAAGCUGGACAGAAGAAACCAAUCCGAUGCAAUGACCUCUUUAAGCCCUUACCUGGUCAGGACAAAGCAGGCAGAAGAGUUAUGACAAAGGGAAUAGCUGGCAUCGGUAAAACCAUCUCCAUUCAGAAGUACAUCCUGGACUGGGCUGAGGGAAAAGACAACGAAGACAUCCAUUUUAUAUUCCCAUUGCCUUUUCGGGAGCUCAACCUGAUAAGAGACACACAGCUUUCUUUGAUGGGUCUCCUUCACCACUUCUUUCCAGAGCUGAAGCAUUUAACCUUUGACAUUCAAGAGAAGUUUAAAUUAUUGUUCAUCUUUGACGGUCUGGAUGAAUGUCGACUCCAACUAAACUUUCAGGAGAAUGAAAGUUACACUGAUGUGACGGAUGUCACUUCAUUGGAUGUACUCCUGACAAAUCUCAUAAAGGGAAAUCUGCUUCCCUCUGCUCUACUUUGGAUAACCUCCCGACCAGCAGCGGCCAGUCAGAUUCCACCUGAUUGUGUUGACCUUGUCACAGAGAUCCAGGGAUUCAAUGACACACAGAAGGAGGAGUACUUCAGGAACAGGUUCAAUGAUGAGAGCUUUGCAAGCAGAAUAAUGUCCCACAUUAAAUCAUCAAGAAGUCUCCACAUCAUGUGCCACAUACCAGUGUUUUGCUGGAUAACUGCUUACGUUCUUGAGGUGAUUUUUGGCUCUUCAGGAGGACGGCAGCUUCCAAAAACGUUGACAGAGAUGUACACAUACUUCCUGAUUUUCCAAAUAAAACAGGCCAGUCAAAAGUUUGAUAAUGUGCAUGAACCUGAGCCACAAUGGAACAAGAAUCUUAUCCUUGCUCUUGGAAAGCUAGCCUACGAACAGUUGGAGAAGGGAAAUCUGAUCUUCUAUGAAGAGGACCUGGAACAAUGUGGAAUUGAUAUCAAAGAAGCAGCAGUGCACUCUGGUGUCUGCACCCAGAUCUUCCGACAGGAAUCUGGAAUUUUUCAAGCAACAGUGUUCUGCUUUAUCCACCUGAGUAUCCAGGAGUAUCUUGCAGCUCUGUAUGUGUUUCUGAUGAUGGCAACUGAAAGGAAAAAUGUGAUCUCCACUCACAAACUCGAACAAUCCAUGACUAUUUUACACAAGAGUGCUGUGGACAAAGCUUUGGAGUAUGAAGAUGGACGGUUUGACCUCUUCCUCCGUUUCCUUCUUGGUCUCUCUCUGGAGUCCAACCAGACUCUCCUGCAUGGCCUUCUGCAGAGUGGAGAGAGACAUAUUGGCAAUGCUGAAACAAUCAGUUACAUUAAGGACAAGAUCAGGGACAUCCCUUCAUCAGAGAGAGUGAUCAAUCUCUUCCACUGCCUGAAUGAACUGAAUGACCACUCUUUAGUGGAGGAGAUCCAGAGCUUCCUGAGUGGAGGGACACUUUCUGAAGCCCAGCUCUCACCUGGCCAGUGGGCAACUCUAGUGUUUGUGCUGCUGACGUCAGACCAGAAGCUGGAUGUGUUUGACCUGAAGAAGUACAUCAGGUCUGAUGAAGGUCUUCGGAGGCUGAAGCCAGUAGUGAGGGAAUCCGAAGCAAUUCUGCUUGAUAGCUGUGGGCUCAGUGAAAUGAGCUGUGAAACGAUGGCAUCUGUCCUCUGCAAAGCAUCAAAAGUGAAGAAACUGGAUCUCAGCCACAACAGUAUUGGAGAUAUUGGAAUCGAAAAACUUUGUAGUGGGCUGAAGAACUCAAACUGUGCAUUGAAGUCACUCCAGCUGGAGAACUGUGGUUUAACAGGCAAAGGAUAUGCUGCUCUCGCCUCAGCUCUCAAAUCAAACCCUUCACACCUGGAGGAACUGGACCUGAGAGGAAACGACCCUGGAGACUCUGGAGUAAAGCUGCUUUCAGAAUUACUGCAGGAUCCAGCCUGUAAACUUCAGAAACUGAGAACACAGCCUGGGGGCGUUGAGUGGAUAAGGCCAGAGUUCCUGCCCUAUUCCUGUCACUUCACUCUGGAUCCAAACACAGCAAACGAAUACCUCCAUCUGUCUGAGGGGAACAGGAGGGUGGAGAACAGACGUGUGGCCCAGUCAUAUCCUGAUCAUCCAGACAGAUUUGAUGGGUGGUGUCAGGUGCUGUGUAGAGAGGGUGUGUCUGCACGCUGCUCCUGGGAGGUUGAGUGGAGUGGAGAUGUUGGUAUAGCAGUGUCAUAUAAAGGCAUCAGCAAGAAAGGAGAUGGUUAUGAGUGUUUGUUUGGACGUAAUAAUCAGUCCUGGAGGCUGGGCCUUGACUGCUCCAGCUCCUAUUUCUGGCACAAUAAUGAAAAGACUGAACUCCCUCUAGUGACCAGCUCCAGAAUAGGAGUGUGUGUGGAUCACAGGGCAGGAACUCUGGCCUUCUACAGCAUCUCUGGAGACACAAUGACCCUCCUGCACAGAGUCCACACCACAUUCACACAGGAACUGUACCCUGGGUUUUUGGUAUGGAGUGAAUCAUCAGUGAAGCUGUUGUGAGGCCCAUAUAGAUAAAUGCUGCUCCUGUCGGUCCUUUAGCACGGGUCCGCACACACACACACACACACACACUAGCCUGGCUUUGCCAUACGUAAACUUCCAUUCGAUUCCCAUCUCCCUCCAUGUUGUAUCCGAGUCGGG
Molecule: messenger RNA, 3019 nt
Organism: Engraulis encrasicolus (European anchovy)
Lineage: Eukaryota; Metazoa; Chordata; Actinopteri; Clupeiformes; Engraulidae
Product: NLR family CARD domain-containing protein 3-like
Exons: 8
Coding region: 11-2878 (955 amino acids)
Biological process (GO): intracellular signal transduction
Molecular function (GO): protein binding
Source: RefSeq, a predicted model, not a curated record